UGAAAAUGCAGUUGGCGUUCAUGCAUUGCAUUGCAGAGAAACAAAACAGAAAUUCCGUCGAAAGUGACUGACUCGUGAAAAACGUGAUAGUUUCUUUCUGUUCUCCUUAAUUCUCCAUCAUCUUCUCCCACUUCUGUUCAAGUAACUGCACUCUGCUAGUACCAUUUAUAAUCUCCUCGCCUUCAAUUAUCGUUAUCAUUUUCCUAACCCUCAUCAUCGUUCCCAGGAUUUGGAAGUAACGAAAUUCGGGGCAAAUGAAAUUCGGGGAUGCAUUCACUGAGUAUCUGCAGGAGGAGGGGUUGUUGUUGGACGAGAAGUGUGCUCACAUUGAAUAUAUGAGGUUGAAACAAGUGUUGAAGACUUGUCAGAAUUGCAAAGACACCACCACCUCUCUCCACAAAGAUCAGUUAUGUCAAUUAUGUGAUGAAAAGUUCUUCUCCGAGUUGAUGAAGGAAGCAUCGGAUAUAGUAGGGUACUUUAGUUCAAGAGUUAAGCAUCUCCUUCAUCUUCAUGUGGCAAGAGGACUGCAAAGAUAUGUAUUGCGUUUGCGCCAGUGCUUUAAAAAUGAUAGGCAAGCCCUUGCCCAAGAAGGAAGAAUUUUGAUUGAGUACAUUGCAAUGAAUGCUAUUGCAAUGAGGAAAAUACUUAAGAAAUAUGAUAAAGUACAUAGCUCUAUGAAUGGGAAGAAUUUCAAAUCUAGGAUGCAAGCUGAACACAUAGAACUUUUACACUCACCUUGGCUAAUUGAAUUGGGUGCUUUUUAUCUGAAUUCAACUGGUCGAGAUGGUUGUGAGCUUGACGGAGUCUAUGGUCACUUUUCAUGUGAUCUAGAUGUAACUAAAUCUUCAAUGACGUUGGUGCUUCCAGUUUCUAUUAAGCUCGAGUAUGAUCUAACUUGUGCAAUUUGCCUGGAUUUUGUGUUCAAUCCAUAUACUCUGGGUUGUGGCCAUAUCUUCUGCAAGUCAUGUGCUUGCUCAGCUGCCUCUCUGAUGAUUUUCCAAAGCCUUAAAGCCGCAAGUCCAGAGUCAAAGUGCCCUAUAUGUAGAGAGGUUGGAGUUUACUCCAAGGCAGUGCAUAUGUUAGAACUUGAUCUGCUUAUUAAAAAAAGGUGUAAAGAUUACUGGAAAGAGAGGCUAGCUGAUGAACGAGUUGAUACGUUGAAGCAAUCAAAGGAACACUGGAAUUUUCAGUCCACAUAUGCAAUUGGAUUGCUGUAGGUUUUGUUAUGCUUUUGGCCAUGGAAACACAUGUUAAGAAAUAGAGCUCCUAGGAAGUAUUAAGUGAUUUUCAGUUACUAUUGUGGGAUGAGAUUGAGAUUUUAUUUAUUGAGACCUUAGCACAAUGAGAGAAUUAGUAAAUUAAAACGGGAACUUUAGAAAGUUAGUUGCACCAUUUUUGUCUUGCCGGUCACUAUUCCAUAUAGAGUUGGUCAUAGCCUAGCCUGACAGAUGGCCAACAUUUUUGUCUUGCCAGUAAAUUGAAGGAUUUUAUGUGAACAAUUCUCAGUGCUUGCAUUUGUUUAUUACUUUUAUUUUACAACCAAAGGAA
This is a messenger RNA of Lotus japonicus, 1548 nucleotides long. RefSeq names its product probable E3 ubiquitin-protein ligase BAH1-like. The coding region runs from base 255 to 1217 and encodes 320 amino acids. The record is from RefSeq and is a predicted model, not a curated record. The transcript is spliced from 7 exons. NCBI's taxonomy places the organism in Eukaryota, Viridiplantae, Streptophyta, Magnoliopsida, Fabales, Fabaceae.